Messenger RNA from Nerophis lumbriciformis (worm pipefish), 837 nucleotides. Lineage: Eukaryota; Metazoa; Chordata; Actinopteri; Syngnathiformes; Syngnathidae. The record is from RefSeq and is a predicted model, not a curated record.
AUGGCUACUUUUUUCGGCGAAGUUUUGUCAGUUUACUCUCGGGCCGUGGAGGAGGAAGAUGACGAAGAGGAGCUUGAUGAGAACGACGAAGACGCCCAAAUCCGCAAAGAACUCGAGGAAAAGAGGGAGGUUCGUCUCCAUUGGGGUCCCGAGGUGUGUGAUGCACUAAAGUCUGGAGACAAGCUGCCUUGCUCUCACUUCAUCCUUGCUGUGGGACACAACGCAUCCAGGUUCCUGUCUGUGUAUGUACUUGCUUCUGAAAAGUGGGAAUCAGUGGGAAGCGCAUCUGUGUGGAACGAGAGGAACCAGGCGGGAAGCGGGCAGCAGUCGGGGUGCGUCUUCUUCCGACGCAGGGACGAGCCGUCUGUUAUAAUAUGCCAGUUGACGUGCUACAUUGCAGAAGAUCAGCAAUUCCAAUGGGCAGAAAAGGUGUUGGACUGCCUGCAGCACAGAGACCUGAACGUCACGGUUCUGUCAGACUGCUCAAUGGCCGACUACAAGAGUGUCGACUACCUUUGCGGCAGCUCCACUCCCUUUCUACGCUCCCUUCACAGCAACGCCUUCAGCGGACCGCCUGUGUGCCCAGCCCUGGAGCAGCCCAACAUACUCACUGGACUUCCAGCUGCAGUGCUGAACCAUUGCCAAGUUCAUCGCAUUUCUGCUGUAGUCUAUCAGUGCUUCAGUGAUGUCAUCGGCACAGACUCGGUCACCAUGGAGACAUACAAGCCUGCGCUCGCGAAACUUGGAAAGGCCAUCACGUUGGAUCCAUGUCCAAGUUCAGACACCCUCCGCAAGAUUGUCAGAACCAGAGACCCUCAGAGUAAUCUUUACAUCUAA